This is a messenger RNA of Hypomesus transpacificus, 2003 nucleotides long. RefSeq names its product sperm associated antigen 8 (gene spag8). Gene Ontology annotation, biological process: positive regulation of transcription by RNA polymerase II. The transcript is spliced from 7 exons. Lineage: Eukaryota; Metazoa; Chordata; Actinopteri; Osmeriformes; Osmeridae. Gene Ontology annotation, molecular function: microtubule binding. The coding region runs from base 110 to 676 and encodes 188 amino acids. Gene Ontology annotation, cellular component: cytoplasm; nucleus. The record is from RefSeq and is a predicted model, not a curated record.
GAGUGAAGCUGGCUACUUGAGUUAGCUAGGCAGGUUUCUCCUAAACUCAUUACAAUUGUAGACUUAGCUCGCUAAUACUUUUUAGCAUUGGCAUUCUACCAUUGAAAACAUGAGUACAUUGGAUAUCUCUGUGGAAGAGAAACCAUCUGGAAAAUGUUUGCUGCAUAAUUGGGUAGAGGAGAGGGCCACAGCUGCUCUGGACACGGAAGAUUCCAGACCUCAGAUCCACAAACGUGGACACAGAGGGAUUCUCAGCGUGGACCUGUCGUCAAGAGUCGAAGGAGACACCACAGUGAAAACAGACUUCACCCCUCCCAAAGGCACAGGGGUGAGACAGAGAGGCAUAAGAGGUGAACUUUUGGAAAAACAGCUUUACAAGGAAAUAAGUAAGCAGACGCUCACAGAGUUCAACCCACAGCCUCCGAAAACAGAGUUCUGCUCGACCACUCAGAAAGACUUCCACAUGAAGGGCUUCCUGCCUCGACUUCCCCAGCUCACGGGGGAGCAUGAUUACAAAAGAGACCAGGCAAUUUCCUUUUGGAAUGAGAAUCAUUCACAAGUACAGGGCGUGACCCCAGUGAGGACCAGAGACUCUCCAUUCAAGAAGAACUCCAGUUUCAGUACCCCUAUCAUCCAUCAGCUCCACCCUCCUGGGAUGGAUGCAAGCGACUACUAACCCAGCUUGUGGACACGUCACACAACUGACUAACUGAUAUGUGAUAUGUACACUACAGUAUGUUAGUUCCCAUGGAUUCUCCCUGAUGGUGGCAUGGUGCAGAUGAUCUCCCAUCAUGUGUCAACCUGAACGUUGAGGAACUCAACUCCUCCAUCCGUGAGUCGCUAACAGUCAGCGUGUCGCCGUGACAGCAAGGAGGCGUGGGCGGUAAUUAGGAGGCGUGCAAUGCAGUAGGGGGCUAUUCUCUCCCGCAGAGACCAAGACACGUGCGCUUUGUGUCUUCCACAGCUGCUAAUGGAAUCGGAAUGGCCGCUGAUGUCAUUGGCUCUGCACAGCGCCAUCCUCCAAUACUUACACUCCCAUCCCCCGAAACGCACAUUUUGCCAUCUUUUUUUUUAAACUCGUAAAUUAGGCUAACUGUAGUUGUUCGCUCUUAAGUUUUAUAAUCAUAAGAUGAGCAUUAUAAGAUGGUGUGUUUCAUCCAAGGCGGAUAGUACAGGCUGCUUCAUAUAGAGCCGAGUUGAUGACAAAUCUUAGGUAGCCAAAUAUAUUUAAUGGAUGAUAUUAGCUAGGCCUAAGCCUUAAUAUCAUAUGUCUGAAAUGUCAAACCAGGAGUUUGAUUAUCGGGAUAUUAAAGUGGGUUUGAAAUGGCCUGAAAAGGACUGUAUCAGGGAACAGUUCUAAUAAUAGAGUUUAAUCUCUCUAAGGUACCACGGCAAUUUCAACAGAAGAAAAAACUGGGUGUAUUAUUAUAGGCAGGUAGAGUUUCCUUGACUUUGAAAUGACUUAAUUUAGUUUUACUCUUAGAAAGUGUAACCCUUUCAACAAUGUCUGUAUCCAGUUCUGUCGAGAUAUGAGAUAUUCUAGGACAGUAAAAUUAAAAAUUCUCUUUCAGCUAUAUUUGGAUGAAAAUAUUUGCAAAAGUGUUGUCAGGGGGACGUGGCCUAUUUACCCGUUAAUUUGGACGGCAUCGACUAAACAGAUGGAAGAUAUGUGAAGACGUUUACCCACCCUUUCAAAGGUAAAAAGAUGUUAGAAAAAGAAUGCAAUUCAAUUGCUUAUGGCUACAAAGAAGGAUUGUAACUGUGUUUAAUAAUGUUCAAUAAAACACAUUAUAAAACUCAGAAUACUGUGGUUGGCUGAAGUGUAAAACCUGGUUGAAUAAAAGCAAAUAUAGAAUUUUACUCAGUUUAUUGAAGAAAAUAUCUUACAAUAUCUUGGAUAUACAUAUAUACAUAUAUCAUCUUGUACUGUGUAAUACCACUUUAGGACCUCUGCAUUGAUGUUGAGUUGAACACUCUGCUCCUAUCCUUUCAGAAUUCCAUAA